AUGCAAUACCUCCAACCCUCUCACUUAUACACUCGUUUAAUAGAUACAAUACCCACAGCCUUGCCUUGGUCCUCCGGGGAUCCAUCAGAGAAAGGAGACCCCAAAAAGAGUGUUAAAUGGAUUGAUGGCCUUCGAGGAAUCGCCUCAUUCCUAGUAGUGAUAACCCAUCUCACCCGAGCCUGGGACUAUGAGCUAUUCUCACCACGCGACAACGAAGACGCCAGCCCACGAAUCCUCCAAUGGCCCAUCCUCCGCAUCCCCUGGCAAGGCCGCUUGGGUGUAACCAUCUUCGCCUUCCUAACCGGCUACGUCUGCGCGCUAAAGCCCCUCAAGCUGUCGCGAGUAGGUGAUACAACAGGAGCAUUCGAAACAAUAGCAAAGAGCGCAUUUCGUCGACCGCCACGACUGAUCUUCCCUGCGACGAUUGCCCUUUUCAUCUCGUGGACUGUCGCGCAAUUCGGCGGUUUUAUAGUUGCCAAUAGGUCCGAUUGCUGGUGGUGUCGGUAUGCGGCACCGGAUUUAGAGGAUUCCUUUUGGAAGGAACUUAUUCGUUUGCCAAUGAAUUUCUUGUCGACUUGGACGACGGGUUAUAUGGCAUACGAUGAUCAUCAGUGGGCGCUUCUGCCGCUGCUUUGGUCGUCUAUGUUGGUUUAUCUGGUGCUUUCUGCGACUAUGUUCGUCAAGUUUCGGUAUAGGGUUGUGGUCUAUAUUGGCAUGUUGUUGUAUUUCCAUCAGAAUGCUGGCAAGGAUAUAGAAACCUUCCAAACGCAGGCCAUCUACGGCAUGCUCCUUAGUGACUUCUCCUACCACACAGCCCUCAAAGACUGGAUAGAAAAACACCCGCGAGGCCGGAAGAUGCUCACUAUCCCACUCACUAUUGUCGCAUUGCUCCUCGCUUCAUACCCCGGUGAAAAUCCCGAAUGGGCAGGUUGGUCUGACGUGAUGCUCGAGGCAAGCCAAUACAUAUUCCCGCCAGAAGUCAACGUCGGGAAACGCUACACUGCACUCGCAAUCGACAUGAUCAUCCUUGCGAUCUUUUUCUCCCCUUCGACGAAAGACUUCCUCUCUAGCAGACUCCUCCUCUGGUUCGGCAAGCAGAGUUUCGCUGUCUACCUCGUCCAUGGCACCAUGCUGCGCGUUGUGCUCUGCUGGAUGCUAUAUGGUAUCAGCGGUCAGCCGUGGAAGGGUCCUGAGCCAUUGACUGACGACGAGCGCGAUGACUGGUUGCCUAUCCGGCCCCCGUGGGUCGUUGGUAUUAGUAUUCCGGUCUGGAUCGGGCUUGUGUAUCUCGUUGCUGCGCUGUGGACGGCGUAUGUGGAUACGUUCUGUGCUUCUCUGACUCAGAAGUUGGAGAGGGCUGUUUUUGUUGAGGACGAGAAGACGCCGUUGCCUUUGCAAUCGGUUCCUAUGCAGACGACUUGA
Penicillium samsonianum is the source of this 1422-nucleotide messenger RNA. Its product is annotated as acyltransferase family protein. The coding region runs from base 1 to 1422 and encodes 473 amino acids. Lineage: Eukaryota; Fungi; Ascomycota; Eurotiomycetes; Eurotiales; Aspergillaceae. Gene Ontology annotation, molecular function: acyltransferase activity, transferring groups other than amino-acyl groups. The transcript has 3 exons. The record is from RefSeq and is a predicted model, not a curated record. Gene Ontology annotation, cellular component: membrane. Gene Ontology annotation, biological process: polysaccharide biosynthetic process.